AUGUCUGUCAAGCUUUUCUCUUUUCUCUGCGUGGUCGGAACGGCCGUGAGCCUGGCCACCAACACCGGUGGGUCUCAGCGUUCGUGUCGUGCCCUCCCUGGGGAUGCUGCCUGGCCUAGUGCUAGCGACUGGGCUACGCUGAACAAGACCAUCAACGGACAUUUGAUUACCACUAUCCCGGAGGCCAGCGUCUGCCAUGAUAUUCCGUUUAGAGACUACAAUGCCGAGGCUUGCGCUCUGCUGCAGAGCACAUGGGACAUUGCGACGAUCACCCACAUCAACUCUCUAGCCGAGAUUCUGAACCAGAAUUUCCAGAACUACUCUUGCGUGCCCUUCACAGACGCGUCUCGACCGUGCGAACUGGGCAACUACCCCAGUUAUGUCGUCAAUGUCACCGAAGCCGGUGAUGUGCAGGGUGCCCUUGCAUUCGCACAGAAGCACAAUGUACGGAUCAUUAUUAAGAACACAGGCCAUGACUACCUUGGCAAAUCAACAGGCAAACGCAGCCUGUCCCUCUGGACACACAAUCUCAAAAACAAGGAAUACAUCCCGAACUACAAAGCGUCAUACUAUCAAGGCCCUGCCGCAAAACUCGGCGCUGGCAUUGAGGGAUUUGAGGCGUACGCGCUGGCGAAUUCCACAGGCCACCGUAUUGUGGGCGGCACCUGUCCCACAGUAGGCAUUGUGGUAGGUUAUACGCAGGGCGGAGGCCACUCAAUCCUUUCAAGCUCGUAUGGGGUGGCCGCUGACAAUGUCCUUGAAUGGGAGGUUGUGACUGUGGAUGGGCGGCACCUAACUGCAACCCCAACCCAAAACGCUGACCUCUACUGGGCACUCAGUGGCGGCGGCGGCGGCACCACAUUUGGAGUUGUUCUCUCCAUGACAGCGCGCCUGCACAUUGAUGGGAUAGUCGGUGGCACGCUACUGAGCUUUAAUGACAGCACAGUCGGUAGUGAAGCCUACUGGAAUGCAGUGGGUUCCUUCCACGCACUCCUCCCUGCCUUCCUAGAUGGCGGCAACUCCUUCACCUACUCUGUGGGCAACACUUCCCUAACGGCCUACGGGACAAUGCCCGGUGCCAACGCCACUGAGAUCAACCGCCUCCUCAGCCCCUUUUUGGAAGAGCUGGCCUCUCGCAACAUCACCCCCAUCUACGAGCCCCAGGUGGCACCCAACUAUUACGAGCACUUCUUCACCUACCUCGGGCCGGCUCCCUACGAGACCAACGCGGUAGUGACGGACUUCUUCCGCAACAUCUCACAGCUAGAAGUCUUCGCCCCGUUUUAUUGUGACAGUUUCAAUGUAGCUAACAAUUCUCACCCGGAUAAUUCCCUUCAUCCGGCCUGGUGCACGGGGAUGUUACUGUGCGCACCGGCGGCCGCGUGGGAUUGGCAUGCAACGCCUGAAGAAAUGGCCGAGCGAGAUGAGUAUGCUGCUAAAGUGCUGCAGCCAAUGAUGGAUGCGGCUACCCCGGGGGGGAUGGUGUAUCUCAACGAGGCAAAUCAUUUGUAUGAGGAUUGGAAGGAGAACUUUUAUGGGGAUAAAUAUGACAGGCUGUUGGGGGUGAAGAGGAAGUAUGAUCCUGGGGAUGUUUUGUAUGUUAAGACAGGAGUGGGGAGUGAGGGGUGGGCGGAGAAUGCCGAAGGCAGGUUAAUGUCGGGUUUAGAUCUGUAG
Messenger RNA from Aspergillus fumigatus Af293, 1674 nucleotides. RefSeq names its product putative FAD-dependent isoamyl alcohol oxidase. The transcript has 4 exons. NCBI's taxonomy places the organism in Eukaryota, Fungi, Ascomycota, Eurotiomycetes, Eurotiales, Aspergillaceae. The coding region runs from base 1 to 1674 and encodes 557 amino acids. The record is from RefSeq and is a predicted model, not a curated record. Gene Ontology annotation, molecular function: FAD binding; oxidoreductase activity.